AUGUCUCGCAACCAGAUCUAUUCCGACAGGUACAGUGACGACCAUUACGAGUACAGACAUGUUGUUCUGCCUCGGGAGAUGACUAAAUAUAUCCCAAAAUCCCACCUGAUGUCUGAAGACGAGUGGAGACAGCUGGGAGUGCAGCAGUCCCAGGGAUGGAUCCACUAUAUGAUACAUGAACCAGAGAGCCACAUCCUUCUGUUCAGAAGACCUCUACCUCCAAAGCAAUGA
Messenger RNA from Pelmatolapia mariae (spotted tilapia), 231 nucleotides. Its product is annotated as Cyclin-dependent kinases regulatory subunit 2-like. The record is from RefSeq and is a predicted model, not a curated record. The transcript has 3 exons. Gene Ontology annotation, cellular component: SCF ubiquitin ligase complex; cyclin-dependent protein kinase holoenzyme complex. Gene Ontology annotation, molecular function: histone binding; ubiquitin binding; cyclin-dependent protein serine/threonine kinase activator activity. Gene Ontology annotation, biological process: regulation of mitotic cell cycle. NCBI's taxonomy places the organism in Eukaryota, Metazoa, Chordata, Actinopteri, Cichliformes, Cichlidae. The coding region runs from base 1 to 231 and encodes 76 amino acids.